This is a messenger RNA of Plodia interpunctella (Indianmeal moth), 2285 nucleotides long. RefSeq lists its product as uncharacterized. The record is from RefSeq and is a predicted model, not a curated record. Lineage: Eukaryota; Metazoa; Arthropoda; Insecta; Lepidoptera; Pyralidae. The coding region runs from base 168 to 950 and encodes 260 amino acids. The transcript has a single exon.
GGGGUAGCAUUAAAACUAUCAGUUGUGAUUUUUUGUCUCUCCAGUUUUAUUUAAAAUAUAAUUAUUUCUAUUGUGUUCUGUGUGUAAAAGUAUAUGUUUAUCAGUUGCAUAUAAAGCAUACUACCUGCCAGCAGUUUAGUUUCCUUCAUACAUUUCACCACUUCACUAUGGAAUCUAUUCAAAAAUCGAUCACUGAUCUAAUGACAUUGUUCAAUAACAAGAUGGCGGAUUUUGAAGAAAACCUAAGACAGGCCAAUCCUUCCCCAACACUCACAUCACUGUCCACUGACUUCUCCACAUUUCAGCAGUUCAUAUCUACAGCCAUGGGCACUCUACAAAGUCAAGUAGAACUACUUAUGAAACACCAGGAUCACCUCGAGAUGUCCACUCGGCGUAAUAUGCUACUACUUCACGGGUUGCCUGAGAGUCCUAAUGAGGAGCUGGUGCAAAGAAUUGCUGUGAUGGCUUCAGACAGUCUGAAUUUAGAUAGUUUCUCCAUUGCAGAUGUUGCUCGCUGCUAUCGCAUAGGACAAAACAGGGGUGGUAAGAAGCCAAGGCCGAUUCUUAUUGAAUUUGUAAACAUAUGUUAUAAGGACAAAUUCUGGCAUGCUAAGACCGGUCUUAAAGGGACGGGUUUGACACUGUCGGAGUAUCUGACCAAAACAAGACAUCUAGUGUUUAUGGCCGCUCGUCAACACUUUGGUAUUACUAAAUGCUGGACGCGAGAUGGCUGCAUCUUCGUCAUCGGGCACAACGGGCAGAAACAUCGGGUCUACGCCUUGGAGGAUAUAGACAGAUUGCGUGAGGUCCCAACCGUUGGCGAAAGUUCGCAGGCGGCGAAACCAGGCGUGGCAUCGGCGUCGACGCCGGCUCCCCAGCCUGCAGCGGCGCCCGCGAAAGCUGCGGUUGCGACAGCGACGUCUCGAGUCCGAAGAGUCAACAAAAAAUAGUAUCCGAUUGUGCUCCACAUCCUAAUCAUAUUGUAACCACUCGUCCUUGUUGGCCAUUUUGUUCACAAGUCGUCCGUGACUCAAAUUUCAAUAGGUUGGUUCCUCUACCUCCAUUUAGUGUUUGUAAAUUUGUUUUUUAUGUUUGCGAAACUUAUCGUAAAACUUUUCACCACACCACACUUCACAUUUUCCUUUGACAUUGUCACUGUCACUUCCUGACUUUGACAGCUGAAUGUUGUUAUGUCAAUGCCAUUUGUUUAAAAUCGUUUUUUUUUUCUUAAUUUGGCAUACACAUUAUCAGCUUUGUGUUUUUUUUUUUUUUUUGCUCUUUUUUGAUCAUUUUAUUUUAAUCGUAUCCUACCAUAGACUUAAAAUAUAUGUAUCCUACCAAUGGCAUAGUUUCUGUCGGUUUUGCUGGCGGGUGGUAAGGUGUAUUAUAUUUGUAGUCUUUAGUAUAGUAUUAUAUUUGUAGUCUUUAGUAUUAUUUGUUAUUUAUUAUCUUUUAUAUUUGAGUAUAUUUUUUUAUUUUUUAUAUAUUAUGUGUAGUGUACAAGAUAACUUUUUCUCUGCAUCUUCCACUAGUAGUGAUGACAGUUUUUAUUCUAUUACUCCUCCUUUGAACGAGAUUCUUGAUGAUGUUUUUUCAAACGUGCACAAAAACUUUAAUGCUGUUCACAUCAACGCACAAAGUAUUCCGGCACAUUAUCCAGAUUUGCUUGCGACUUUUGAUAGCAAAAACAUACAUGCUAUAUUUGUGUCAGAGUCCUGGUUCAAUUCCUGCCACCCCUCUACUUCUUACUCUUUACCUGGCUUCCAGCUAAUUCGCAAUGACCGCACUGACAAAGGUGGAGGUGGCGUUGCGAUUUAUCUUAGAUCCCACAUCCCUUUUAAAAUCAUUCACACUUCUCAGGUGGCCGAUUCUUCCAAGGAGGCUGAAUAUCUCUUUAUUGAAGUCACCUUUUCUCAUGAUCCCGUUCUUCUUGGUGUCUUCUAUAGUUCUUCGUCUAAUAUUAGUUAUUUCUCAUCUUUAGAGACUCUCUUGGAAGACAUUGUGCCUGCCUAUAAACAUACUAUUAUUAUGGGUGACUUUAAUACAUGCUUAGCAAAAGAUGACAGUCGUGCUAAAACUUUAAAAUCAAUUGUCGAUGCUUGUAAUUUGGCCAUUUUACCUCUAGAUACCACCCAUCACUUUCCUAAUUGUAUUCCCUCCCUCCUUGAUCUUAUUCUAGUGUCCUCUUCCGAUCUUGUUUCUAUUCAUGGCCAAUUCAAUGCUGACAUAUUUUCUUACCAUGAUCUGUUAUAUCUUUCCUAUAAAAUUCGCCCUCCAAAAUUUAA